Molecule: messenger RNA, 2732 nt
Organism: Salvelinus sp. IW2-2015
Lineage: Eukaryota; Metazoa; Chordata; Actinopteri; Salmoniformes; Salmonidae
Source: RefSeq, a predicted model, not a curated record
UAUGUGGAACAGGCAAAUCAGGGCAGAAGAAUGAAAAUGCUUCGGUUUCGUAGUCCAAGCCUCCGCUCUCUGGAUCAAGAGAUCCAGGUCACGAUUCGGUUACUGGAUGACUCGGAGAUCUCGUGCAGYAUCCAGAGAGAAACCAAGGGCCAGUUCCUGGUGGAUCAUGUGUGUAACCAUUACAGCCUCCUGGAGAAGGACUACUUUGGCAUCAGAUAUGUCGACCCAGAGAAACAGAGGGUAUGGGCUGAGCCCAAUAACCCAAUAGUGAAGCAGAUGAAGUCUCAGCAGCCCUACACAAUGUGCUUCCGGGUCAAAUUCUACCCUCACGAGCCAAUGAAGAUCAAAGAGGAGCUCACCAGGUAUCUACUCUAUCUGCAGCUGAAGAGGGACGUCUACCACGGUCGUCUCUUGUGCCCCUUCGCUGACGCAGCCUACCUGGGGGCCUGUAUCGUACAGGCUGAACUAGGGACUAGACCAAACGAAACCCCGCCAGACUACAUCCAAGACUUCAAACUGUUCCCCAAGCAGUCGCUUAAACUGGAGAGGAAGAUCAUCGAUAUUCACAAGAACGAGCUAAGGGGGCAGUGUUCUGCUCUGGCCGAGCUUCAUCUCCUCCAGAGGGCACACAACCUGGAGACAUACGGAGUGGACCCUCACCCCUGCAAGGACUUCACAGGAUCCACAGCCUUCCUGGGAUUUACUGCCACUGGGUUUGUGGUGUUCCAGGGAAACAAGAGAAUCCACCUGCUCAAAUGGGCUGAUGUCAACAAACUGAAGUUUGAGGGGAAAACAUUCUAUGUCAUUGGAAUUCAGAAAGAGAAGAAACUGGUGCUGACGUUCCACACCUCUACCCCAGCAGCGUGUAAACAUUUGUGGAGUGUGGGUGGAGACCAAGCAUUUUACAAAUGUGCAAAGUCAAGCCAGAUCAAGACUGUGUCCAGCAGUAAUAUUUUCUUCAAGGGAAGCAGGUUUCGGUACAGUGGAAGAGUUGCAAAAGAAGGUCAUCGAAGCCAGCUCCAAGAUCAGAGAGAGCCACCGGAGGUGCAUAGGUUACACUUUGGGCAGAGCAGAAGCUUCAACUCACUGAGCCACAAAAACCUGAUCAUAAACAUGGAGCCUCUUGUCCCAGCACUGCCCUCCACCAAUGAGUAUGAAGAGACCUCGGCAGACAAUGUCGGGGACCCUCACGCCCCGGCGGACGUGGUUGAGGAGCUGGGUGAGGAGCUGGGUGAGGGGCUGGUUGAGGAGCUGGGUGAGGGGCUGAGUAAGGGGCUGGGUGAGGAGCUGGGUGAGGAGCUGGUUGAGGGGCUGGGUGAGGGGCUGGUUGAGGGGCUGGUUGAGGGGCUGGGUGAGGGGCUGGGUAAGGGGCUGGGUGAGGAGCUGGGUGAGGGGCUGGUUGAGGGGCUGGGCGAGGGGCUGAGUGAUGGGCUGGUUGAGGUCUGGGUUCUGGAGGGUUGUGGGGAGGUUCUGGAGGGUUGUGGGGAGGUUCUGGAGGAGCGGGGAGAUGCGGUGCGCUGCCGGUUAAAGAUCACCACCAGUCCAAACCUGCAGCUCCGCAUGGCCAACCAUACGGCCAGGGACGUCUAUGUACGCCUGCUCGGCCACGGGGAGCGCAUCUCUGGAACCGGACUACUGGCUCUGAAGGACUCUGUUCACUUGUCUCCCCUGAAGCCAUCUACCACCCCCACGGAACGAGAGCUAGAGUGGCUGGAGGGCUCUGCUCUGGGGCAGCGCAAGGAGGAGGCCCCUACCAGGGCUGGGGGGGAGGCAGAUGGACAGGAAGAGGAUGAGGAGGAAGAGGAGGAAGAGGAGACGAGUGGAGUCCUGACCAUCUCUGAGUUGGUGUACAACCCCUGUGCCAGCAUGCUGCCCACGCCGGUGGACGACGGCCAGGGAGGGGUUGACCUGCUGUUCCAGAGCCCCAUCCAGAGCCCUGCUCGCCUGCUGAGAGAGCUACAUGCUGACCCUGACAUCCAGGCCCAGCUGGUGGCCGAGAGGGUGCGUGACCGUGCCUUCGAGCGUGCACGUGUGGUGGGAAGGAGCAUGCUAGGUAGCGGGCUUCGCCUCCUGACGAGGAAUGAGCGGGUGAACACGUGGGUGCUGAGCGCGGUCCGCCUCAUCGCCAUGGUGGUAGGGGUGCUACUGGUUGCCGUACCGAUGCUGCUGCUGCUGCUGGAGUCGGACAUAGACGUGUCGUUUUUGCACGAGAUCAGGCAGACACCGGAGUUUGAGCAGUUCCACUACGAGUACUACUGCCCGCUGCGCCGCUGGRUCCUCUGUAAGAUCAGCAUGGCCAUGGAGAGGCUGGGAUGGGACUGAAGAGGAGAGGAGACACAGGAGUGGAAAGAGAAAUGGACGAGUAGGAAGAGGAGGGAAGUUGAGGGAGGGUUGCUUUCACUCUGUACCAUGUUUCUGUCUGCUCGCUCCUGAUGCUGACAAGCUGAUGGGUAUUGGUUGUGAUUGGACAGUGAUUUUCUAGUAGGUACAAGACAAAUAUGUCUCUGGAGCUCAUUUGAUUGACUCUUCUCUUCAUAACAGAGUCAGUGAUUGAUCCCAGACACUGUCAGUAAUGGCGGAGUGGGCUGGACAGAGRGAGAACAUAGAUCUGAGAGCAACCCUGUAUCACUGGCAACAUAACAGCUACAGCCUAUAGAUAGAUACACUACAUGACCAAAAGUAUGUGGACACCUGCUUGUCGAACAUUUCAUUCCAAAAUUAUGGGCAUUAAU